AUGGACACCAGCGGCCGUGUGCGCGACGGCACGGAUGACUCCAUGAACUCAGAACUUGGAAGAAAACGGCUGCGAAGAUCUGCAUCUGCCUCGCACGCGCUGAAGACUGAACCUGGAGGGGAAGGAAAGUCUUUGGAGAUCAAAGGCUUGGAUGGAUCCACUUUCGAGCUCCAGGUUGGCGAUGCAACCGUCGAAGAAGUGUACAAAAACAUUUCAGAGAAGAUUGGGCUGAAACCAGGCAGGAAAUUGUUGCUGACUUCGGGCUGCAUUAUGCUGGAUUAUUCCAGACCGAUGCUGCAGCAAGUGCAGGGUGGGGAAAUUAGUUUCAUCGUCCAAAGAAUCAGUUUGAAUGACUUUGCAAAAAGCUUUUGGAACGCCAUUGAAGCUGAGACCAAAGAAAGUCUGACUGCUGAAGAUGUGCACACACUACAUGCAGCUGCAAUUGUUUCAAUGCACUUCGGACCACGUUUCCAUCAAAGCUUGGCAGGUGUCGCGUUGCCAAGCUGCCUGCAGACCUUGACCUUUGGGGAUGAGUUCGAUCAGAGUUUGGCCGGUGUCACGUUGCCAAGCUGCCUGCAGACCUUGACCUUUGGGGAUGAGUUCGAUCAGAGUUUGGCAGGUGUCACGUUGCCAAGCUGCCUGCAGACCUUGACCUUUGAGGAUGAGUUCGAUCAGAGUUUGGCAGGUGUCACAUUGCCAAGCAGCCUGCAGGCCUUGACCUUUGGAAAGAGGUUCAACCAGAGCUUGGCAGGUGUCACGUUGCCAAGCAGCCUGGAGACCUUGACCUUUGGGCAUGAGUUCAAUCAGAGUCUGGCAGGUGUCACAUUGCCGAGCAGCCUGCAGACCUUGACCUUUGGUCAUGAGUUCAAUCAGAGUCUGGCAGGUGUCACAUUGCCAAGCAGUCUGCAGGCCUUGACCUUUGGAGAUUGGUUCGAUCAGAGUUUGGCAGGUGUCACAUUGCCAGGCAGCCUGCAGACCUUGACCCUCGGAAGUUCGUUCGAUGAGAGUUUGGCAGGUACCACAUUAAUCCAAGCAGCAUGUCAGCCUUGA
This is a messenger RNA of Cladocopium goreaui, 1050 nucleotides long. NCBI's taxonomy places the organism in Eukaryota, Dinophyceae, Suessiales, Symbiodiniaceae. The record is from the annotation of a GenBank genome assembly.